Molecule: messenger RNA, 1270 nt
Organism: Daktulosphaira vitifoliae (grape phylloxera)
Lineage: Eukaryota; Metazoa; Arthropoda; Insecta; Hemiptera; Phylloxeridae
Product: putative nuclease HARBI1
Exons: 7
Coding region: 12-1058 (348 amino acids)
Source: RefSeq, a predicted model, not a curated record
GCCAUUCAACAAUGAAAUUUCGUUUAGCGGAGGAUCCGUUCAUUGUUUUGUCUGAAAGGGCUUUUAUACAAAAAUUUAGACUGACAAAAGUUCUUGUACUAAAUUUAAUUAAUGAGCUACGCCCAUAUUUAGAACCCCCAUCGAGGAAGUCUGCUCUAAGUAUAGAGCGCAAAGUACUAACAGCUUUACGAUUUUUCGCUAGUGGAUCUUACCAACAAGACAUAGGGGAAAAUCGAGCUUCCUCUGUUAGUCAACCUUCAGUUAGCAAAUGCAUAACUGAAGUAUGUAAUGCAUUUAAUAUGCCUACUAUUUUUAACAAAUACGUGAAAUUUCCGUCAACUUUAAACGAAUUAAAUCACUUAAGACAAGAAUUUACUAAUGAAUAUGGAAUACCGGGAGUUAUUGGUAUUGUCGAUUGCACUCAUGUUGCAAUAGUGCCCCCACAAACAAAUGGACCUUGUCCGGAACACAUUUACGUGAACAGGAAGAAUUAUCAUUCAAUAAAUGUGCAAUUAAUAUGCGAUUCAAAUAUGGGAAUACUUAAUGUAAAUGCAAAAUACCCUGGCAGCACUCAUGAUAGUUAUAUAUGGCGUCGGAGUAAUGUGUCUUCAGUAAUGGAAAAAAUGCAUGACGAAGGAAUGCGUUCCUAUUAUUUACUAGGAGAUUCUGGUUAUGCAUUGAAACCAUGGCUAUUAACACCUUUACAUAAUCCAGACCCAUCUACUCCAGAAGGGCGUUACAAUGAAUGGAUCUGUAAAACAAGAUCAUUAAUUGAACGUACCAAUGGAUUAUUAAAAAUGCGAUUUCGGUGUCUUUUAAAGCAUAGGGUACUUCAUUAUCACCCCAUAAAAGCUUCAAAAAUAAUUAAUGCAUGUGUUGUACUUCAUAAUAUAUGCAUUAAAAAUAAUGUACCAGAACCAGUACAUGAGGUAACAAAUGAGGUUGAUUUAGGUAUGUACCCUACCGAAGAAAAUAAUUUAAAUGUUCAACAAGUGAAUCACACUUUAAUGGCCGGCCGAAGGAUGCAACGUCAAAUAAUUGAAAAUUAUUUUACAUAAUAACAAACUAAAUUUAUUACAUGCAUACCUAUUUGACUUUUUAAAUUUAUAUUUGUAUGAAUUUAUAUUCAUAUAAAUUUACUACCUAAAACAAGGAAACAAAUGAAAUAUUAUGUACAUCAAUAAAAAGGAAGCAUUAAAAGGAUUUUUAAAUGGAUAUUUAUUCAUCUUGUUUGGAUAAGAAAUUUUUUAUAUUUUCAGCUAUAGCUUCA